AUGGGGGACCGCGUGAGUUGUGCACGGUGCCAAACGCUGAGGAGCGACUGUGCCGAGUUGGACGUCGACUCUGUGUCAGAGGAGAUAGAUUCUCCUGUGGUCCUCCUCCAGCAGAACCUGCAAUUGACUCGGCGGCCGCAGCAUCCGCGAAAUGCGUCGUCGGAUCGCAGGCCCAAUCUGCUGCUGAUCCUUUUGGACCAGUGGCGCGCCGACUGGGCAGGGUUCGAUGAUGCGUUAGUUUCGAUGCCCACAGUGAAGUCUCUGGCUUCGGUGGGCACUCGCUUCACGCGGGCGUACACGACCUCACCUUUGUGUGUUCCGGCUCGGAGCUCCCUCACCGCAGUCAGGGAAUACAAGGACAUGUGGGUGCAGAAGAACCAGGACAUCUAUGCCUCGCCGCAGAUGUCUCCUACCUUUAUGUCUAGACUGCGGGACGCGGGCUACACGACAAUCUUUGCUGGCAAGGACCAUCUGUCCGGGGACAGUGGCAACUUGAUCAAUGCUACAGAGAUGGAGGUCUUGGGGGUGGAUCUCUUCGCGCGAUCAUCUGACAAGUAUGGAAUCUGCAAGAAUGCCUCCAAAGGUGGAGUCAUGGAUCACUUCGGCCUUCACCUGAAAGAGAAUGAUCUCUUCCAUGCCUACUGCGACGCCGUGGGGACCAUGGGUAGGGGUGGCUGCUGCAACUCAACCCCAGUGUGCGAGACCAUCUUCAUGGACGAGUGUGGCUUCAGGUGCAAGCAGGAAGGCUGCCUAGAGCCGGACGUGGGCGUUGAUCAUUGGAGCCGUUUACAGGCGGAGGUGCUUUUGCAACGGCACUGGAAGCGACAUGGAGACAAGCCGUGGUUCCUGCAGCUGGGGUUUCCCAGUCCUCACCCGCCAUUUGCGACCAGCCUCCACGAUGAAGUGGGGCCCCUGCCAGAUGCCGUUGACGCACAGUUCGACUACAUCUGGGCGCAGAACACAGAAGGACGGAUGAUACAGUUCCCAAAUCCUUUCCGAAGCUCGGUGGACGUUCGCGGCUGGCCUGAGAUUAAGAUGAAACCCUGA
Symbiodinium necroappetens is the source of this 1047-nucleotide messenger RNA. NCBI's taxonomy places the organism in Eukaryota, Dinophyceae, Suessiales, Symbiodiniaceae. The record is from the annotation of a GenBank genome assembly.